AUGCUGUUCGAUACAUCGUUCGUUGGUGCCAUCUGCCUCAGUCUCGCUCAUGCCAUUCCAACACAAGAUCAAGCCCGAUUCGGAAGUCAUGUCAGAUUGUUCGAGACUAGGGACUCCGGUCUCAUGGGCCGGCAGUCUGAAGUACCACCGCCGCCCGAGCCAGAACCUGUCACCGUCACCGAGCUGCCUCUGCCACCAGUGACAGCAGACACCGGGGCCGGCGGCUGUACUAAAGAAAUUAAUCCUCGGGGAACAGGAUGCAUUGGCAAGUCCACCGGCCUUCAGUCAGGAGACUUCCUACCCGAUGACCUUCACGUCGUGGCAGCGGUGAACUUCACCGGUGCCCCUGCUGUCCCUGACCCCGCGAGCAUCUACACCGGACUACAGUUGAUCAUCGUCAAAGUCGAUAACACCACAUUUCCUAAUGGCGAUGCCUGGAAGUGCAUAACCUGUGGUGUUCCUGAAGACAAUUCCCUCGGCCGCAGCGAGCUGCUCGAUUACCCGCAAAGCUUCAGCGAUAACAGGCGCUUGCUUGCAGGCCCCAACAUCAUCGAGUGCGAGGCCGAUCUCACAAGCGAGGAGUGUACCCCUGAUAAGGUUCAUGUCUACCCCAUCCGAUGGAACACCUCAGCCGACGGAUCUGGAGUGGGUGGCAGCAUCAGAGAACUUCGUAUUCAUCCGGACGACAAGCACCUGGGAUGGAGCUCUUUUACGGUCCGGAGCGGCAAGGUGGACCAGUACGGAUAUGUUGGAAGGCUCGAGUUCAACCCAGCACCAUCUGCAGGCGAGCCACUCGCGCCUCGUUAUGAUCUCGCGAACGUCAACGUUCUCUUCAACAUCGACGAGCCACAGCCCAUCGAGAUCGAUCCCGAAGAUAGCACCCAACUUCGGAUUAACCCCGAUGCUAUUGUUGUCGGUGAGCUUCGCGGGUUCAGCGGUACUGGCAAGGAGGUCACAUUCAUUGGCUAUCCUAUCGAGUCGUCUAAUAUUGACGUGAUGGCCGCCGACUUCACAACCGGAAAGGUUCGGAGGCUUACAGCUCACCCUGAGUAUACAGAUCCUGUCGAUGUUUCCCCGGACGACAAGUGGACUGUCGCCAUGGACACACGCGGCACCGGGAGGCAGAUGUUCAUUGCCGGGCUUCGGGGCAUACCACCCCUGACGGACCUGGUAAGCAGUAGUGCCACAUCAUCAACCAGAAACAACGGCCAGCGUCGCUUUUUUCAGCUUUGGCUUAUCGAUGGCUUUGGGGAUCGGGGAUCAUACUUUGGCCAAAAGCUCAACGCAGAAGGAGACGGUGUUCCUGGCGGUGGCGCCAUCAACGAUCCGGAAUGGAACGGCCGCGCCGACCCGAGAUGGUCCAAUGAUGGCACUCGCGUUGUCUACUGGCAAGCCCUCACCACAUCCCCGGACUGUGGUGGCACGAACCCUCUCCCAUGCUAUAAAUCCACUGCACUCGGGGGCCGGACUGAGCGAAUGAUGCUGGCACAUCUCACUAGCCGCAAACCUCAAAGUCGGACGCCAGUGGAAUGCUUGCCCGACACCAUACCGUGGGCAACACCAUACGUCCCUGGCAGCCCUCCGCCUGCAAGACCGGUGCCGCUGAAUGGGACCUUCACACUCAAGGGCAAGACCGGGGGUUGGGCGAACAUCACUAUCACGCCAAAGAGCGAUGGGACUUUGCCAGAAUCUGUGGCAGUAGAGUACCAUGACUUUUCUGACGAUGGUAUAAACGUACUAGUUGGAACUGAGAAGGUCACGGCAAGGAAUCCGACACCAACGCUGGAGCAGGUUGACUGGUUUUCCGACCUCAUUCAGACAGGGCCUAACAACGGCACCAAGAAGACUAGCCCGGAGGGAUUUCAUCUUUCGAUUGAUAUUAUGACCAACAUUUUCGACGCUAAUGGCACCUUGACAACCACUACCAAUGGCGAGGAAUGGCAUCAGCCGGCGAACGGUACUUGA
Molecule: messenger RNA, 1965 nt
Organism: Colletotrichum gloeosporioides
Lineage: Eukaryota; Fungi; Ascomycota; Sordariomycetes; Glomerellales; Glomerellaceae
Exons: 1
Coding region: 1-1965 (654 amino acids)
Source: RefSeq, a predicted model, not a curated record